CUGAUCUCUCGUCUGGAUGUAAAUAUCAACUAUGUGAUACUGCAUGUGGUGCAGCCCAAAGCUGUGGGUGUGUAUUAGAAGCGUUACGUGUGGUUGGCUGGGAAGGCUUGAGUGCAGUAUAUUUAUAUAUCUAUAUAAAUAUAUUACUGUAAAGCAAGUCUUGGCCACUUCACAGGCAUCCAGAGUGGAGAUGAGCUAACCUGUCACCCAUGGACUAGCAGAUCAGAAGAUACCAGGAAUAGCCACCUAUCCAGAACACAUUAACACCACCCAGAAACAUCUAUCCAGGAUCUCCUGGACUACUUUUUGCCAGAGCAUCACUUCAAGCCAACUAGAUAUCAGAAAAAUCUGGCCACAAAUCCAGCAAGUUCCUCCUGAACAAUUUAAGCUAUCCAUUACAGUUAUAUUUUAACUAGGACUAUCUAUCUGUAACUGUAAGUCAAGAUCUGCUUCAUACCUACAGAGUGCCAUCUACGCAUCUUGGCAGAACCAGACACCCAGCACUCCAGAGCCAUCUGGGCAGUAAUUUAUUACCAACUAAUCUGAAAUAAGAAUCACCCAGCUGUUAAGUAAGACCAACAGUGUUAAGAAACUAGCACAAAACAGCAGCGGCUGGGAACUGACAGACUUGAUCUCCACAGGAGCUAGAAGAAUAUCUACACAGCUUUCUUCUUCCAUCUUAGAGGACACAAAAAAUGUGGCUUUUAGAGAGAAUCCGUGGCACUGUAGACCACAGUAGUGGGCGCCAAGGAGGAGAUUCAGCCGACAAGCAGUCUAAAAGUGGAUCCUACAGCAAUGUGUUGACUCCAGACAAGAUCCCAGACUUUUUCAUUCCUCCUAAACUUAGUAGUGUCCCAGCAGAGGGUGGAGGGGCAGAGGGAGUUUCAUCAGGAGAUGGGGUAUCUUCUAAACCUAACCUGGGGUCAUCUGCUUCUGAACAGAACCUAUCAAGCCGACGUCCUCAGCGCAGUCCCCGUCUUCCUGUGAAAGCUGCUUCAGAGAGCCGCAAUCUACUGAAAGCUGCCAACCGCCAUAUUAUUCAAAUAGAGAGUGCAGAUGAGUGGGCAUCAGAAGAGGACCUAGGCACAAAUGCUGAUCCUCAAUCCCAGACAGCAAUGUCUCUUCCAUAUGUCCCCAAAGCACAGACAUCAUAUGGUUUUGUGACUCUAAUGGAAAGUCCCCACACCCGUCGAAAGGAGUCCCUCUUUCACAGUGAGCAGGGAUCACUCUCACCCUGCCCAUCUCAGUCAAGUUCUCCAAGUUCUCAGAGACGGAGUGGAACAGAUGGGGGUGGAGGAUCUCAACUAAAUCCAUCCGAUUUUGGCAUGUCCUUGAUGAAUCCCUACCGUUAUUUCAGUGGAGGGGAGAGUGAUACUUGCUCUUCUGCAGAGUCUUCUCCCUUCAGCUCCCCACUGUUGUCCAGAUCAGUCUCCCUGUUAAAGAUAUUUACUCCAGACACUCAGUCCAAACUUAUGAAGCUCAAACACUCAGUUGCCCGUAACAGUUCACUUUCCACAGAUGAAUGUAGUUCUGCGGACACCAGUCCAAGUAUGCCUAGGAGAAGACUGAGAAGUGCUAAAGGGGCUGGCAUUGGUAGUGGUCAGCAAGGAGUGCUUCCUCUCGACCUCUUGCAGAAGGAACACACUCUUGGACUCAGCAAAGGUGGUAGUAUGAGGUUGGUGGCUGAGUAUGACCCUACAAAUGCCAGGCUUAGAGUAAGGUUAAUUGUAGCAGAGCAUCUUUUUGACAAACUAUGUGACCCCAAGGGGGUGAAUUGCUGUGUAGUUCUCUAUCUGAACCCAGGAAAGGUUCAUCGUCAGAGAAGUAACAUUAUAAAAAACAGCCGAAACCCAGUCUUCAAUGAAGAUUUCUUCUUUGAUGGGUUAGUUGCUGGAAGUGCUAAAAAGAUGUCACUUAAACUAAAGGUGCUGAACAAGGGGAGCAGUCUGAAGCGGGACACCCUGCUUGGGGAGAAGGAGGUCCCUCUAACUGUUUUGCUGCCCUUUCUUUGAGACUGGGAGAUUAUAGAAUGGAGUGUUAUGUGUGUGUGUGAAAAUGGAGACAUGCUGUUCUCUGCAUCUAAUGUGGCACUAGUAGCGCAAAUAAACAUCAGAGCAUACUCUACAAUUGCGUACAGUCAAAGUGUGGGUUCCUGCAGAGAACUGCAUUUCAGUACCAAAAGACAGCUGCACGUUUUUUUCCUGCAGAGCAUGGUAUUUCUUUCGAAAAAGUCUACACACCCACCAUGAGAAAUCUGCUGAAAAGAGCUUCCAGUGAUUUAUAAGAAAAAAGAAACUCUUGAAAAAUACCAUUAAGAUUACAGAUACGCAGAUCACUUCACUGAAAACAUGCAGAUUGCUUUCACGUCUAAGUCAUGGAUGUCUGCAAAGUAUUGUACUUUUCAAAUUACAGAAACAUCCAGUCCUGUAGAA
Xenopus laevis (African clawed frog) is the source of this 2432-nucleotide messenger RNA. It is a transcript of the gene c2cd4c.L, whose product is annotated as C2 calcium-dependent domain containing 4C L homeolog. The record is from RefSeq and is a predicted model, not a curated record. NCBI's taxonomy places the organism in Eukaryota, Metazoa, Chordata, Amphibia, Anura, Pipidae. The transcript is spliced from 3 exons. The coding region runs from base 696 to 2012 and encodes 438 amino acids.